This is a messenger RNA of Oncorhynchus tshawytscha (Chinook salmon), 363 nucleotides long. Its product is annotated as protein kinase C beta type-like. The record is from RefSeq and is a predicted model, not a curated record. Gene Ontology annotation, molecular function: ATP binding; protein serine/threonine kinase activity. The annotation marks the transcript as partial. Lineage: Eukaryota; Metazoa; Chordata; Actinopteri; Salmoniformes; Salmonidae. The transcript has 4 exons. Gene Ontology annotation, biological process: protein phosphorylation.
AUGAAGCGGUCUCUGUCAGUUUGGCUGCCGGAGUUGUGCUGUUUUGUGGUCCAUAAGCGGUGCCAUGAGUUCGUCACCUUCCAGUGCCCUGGUGCAGAUAAGGGGCCUGAUUCAGACGACCCGAGGAGUAAACACAGGUUUAAGGUCCAUACCUACUCCAGCCCUACGUUCUGUGACCACUGUGGCUAUCCCUACGGGCUGCUACACCAGGGCAUGAGAUGUGACCAUUGUAUGAUGAACAUCCACAAGCGGUGUGUGGCCAACGUUCCCAGUCUGUGUGGAACGGACCACACUGAGAGGAGAGGACGCAUCCAGAUCACAGCAGAUAUCAAGGACAACAAACUCACCGUCACCAGUCAGUAC